CGCGACCGUGCUUCUUCGGGUCGAAAUUCGCAGGAUGCUGAUGAAACCAACCGCGGGCCGGCCGCAGCGGGCAGCGACGUCGCGGUCGGCCGUCGUCCUCGGCCAUCAGUAUGCGCUCGAGGCCGAGGAGUAUGCUUCCUCUGGACAUCUGGACCGCGCCGAGCAGCUCGAGCAGUUGGCGAGCCAAUGCUACCUUCGCGCCCUGGAUGACAUUGCCGCCAAUGACGUCAAGACGCGCGCUGCGCUCAAGCUUAUUGCGGAGAACCACGAGCAGCGCGCUGUGCGGUGGCAGAUGGCGCUGAUGCCAGACGCGACGCCCCGCCCGUCGUUUCCACCGCCGUCCACGACGACGACGACGACAGCAGCGCCGUUCGUCCCGGCGCAGACCUCGGCCAAGAGCGAGACACCAUCCUCCAGCGCGCCGCACAGCGCCACGUCCAUGCGCGAGGCAGCAUCCGAGAUGGAGGACCUCUUUGAGCGCCUGAAAGCGCUUGGCCUUCCGGGGUAUGCUACGAACGCCGGGGCGCGGCCUGCGUCCAAGCAGUACCUGAGCUCGGACCUCGGCGACUCGUUCUGCCUCUUGCCGACGGGCAAUGCGCGCAUGCCCCUCGUGUCCCGUGUCGACGGCGAGACGACGCUCAAGGCCGCGAUCGGGAACCGCAACAAGAACCACCGCGAACGGUACUUGAGCCAGCUCUCAACCGCACCAUCGUCGCGCCUCUCGAUCCCGAGCCCCAUCAAAGAAGACGAGAUCAUGCCGUCGCCGGAGAAGCCGCCCCAUCAUGACGACGACGGGCUCUCGUCAUCGCCGUCGACGGAUGCCAUGGAGCAUCUGCGGGCCGCACUGGCGACACACAAGCACGAAAUCGCACGCCUCACCCACACCGUCAAGACACUCAGCACGGAGAACGCCAAGCUGCGUCAGGACGUCCAGAGCACUGAAGGAAUGGCCGACGAGAAUAAGCGAUUGACGCAAACCAUGGAGACGUUCAAACUCGAGUACAACCAAAAGUUUGUCGUGCUCAAGCGCGCACUGGAAGAGUGGCGUCGUCAGCAGCAGCGACAAGACGCCAAGCCGUCGCACAUCGACGUUGAAGAUUCACCGCUCGUCGCCGAACUCCGUGCCGAGCUGGAUGCGGCGCAGCGCACUGCCCAAGAAAAGGACGUGCUGCUCCAAAAGUACGAAGCAUGGUUCAACUCGUUAAAGGCCUCGGCCAAAGCCAAGCAGCAGACCCGCGGCGUGGAUACCCAAGGCAACCGGACGUCGGCCUUUGCGCAGCCAUCGUUGCCACCCCGACCGCCGUCGACGCAGCAACAGGAGCUCUAAGCGCAUGUACUGCAUUGAUGUUUGUGCUUUGAAGCCUCUUUGUCGACAACGACACCCGCUUGUACUUGGGCAUCUGCGCGUUGCCACCUGAGCCGUAUGAAAGAGCCAAUGUCAC
This is a messenger RNA of Saprolegnia diclina VS20, 1442 nucleotides long. RefSeq lists its product as hypothetical. The record is from RefSeq and is a predicted model, not a curated record. The transcript is spliced from 8 exons. Lineage: Eukaryota; Oomycota; Saprolegniomycetes; Saprolegniales; Saprolegniaceae. The coding region runs from base 35 to 1327 and encodes 430 amino acids.